Pediculus humanus corporis (human body louse) is the source of this 1707-nucleotide messenger RNA. RefSeq lists its product as uncharacterized. The coding region runs from base 1 to 1707 and encodes 568 amino acids. Gene Ontology annotation, cellular component: cytoplasm. The transcript has 8 exons. NCBI's taxonomy places the organism in Eukaryota, Metazoa, Arthropoda, Insecta, Psocodea, Pediculidae. The record is from RefSeq and is a predicted model, not a curated record.
AUGGUUUCGAUCGGUGAAAGAAUGUUUAACAUAACAUUUGAUGAGGAUAAGAGUUCUGUCAAAUCACUCAGUAAUAAAAAAUUUUCAAUUCCUGUAAAAAUACCUCUGGAAGAAAAUAUAAGAGAAUUUACUUAUAGAAUUUUAUAUAAUAAUAAAAUUCCACAUUAUUUAUUUGAUGAUGUGUAUUCGCAACUUGAAAAAUUCGUUGAAACGGAAACGUUAAGAUAUUACGACGAAGUAGCCGAAGAAAAAUUAAAAGAAUUUAAAAAUGAUGAUUUCGAUGUCGAUUCAGUUGUGAAAUAUUGGGAAAAAUUAUUUAAAAAUGAAACUGUUGAAUAUUGCGAACCAACAGGUACCACAGAUGAAGAAUUAUUUUCUAUGGUUUAUCAUAAGCUUGUACAUUCUGGUGCUUUAGAGUCUAUAUUAAAAAAAGAGCAAAUGUAUGGUGCGACUGCAACUUCGCUGGCUCAUAAAAGAAAAAAAGAAAUUAAAGAAUUGUCAGAAAAGCAAGUUUUUAUUUAUGUUAAAAUAAAUAAACAAAACGAUGAAAUGACUGUCGCAAUGCAAGAUCUUCAUUCUAUGACAAUCGAAUCUGAAAUAAGGGUCUCAGAAAAAGAUAUUAAUGAUUUAGCUGCAAAACAUUUCGAAGAACAAUGUUUAACUUCUGGUAGGCUAAAUAGUGAAGUUGAAGCUUUACAUCAAAGCCAAAGAAAGGAAUACAGGGCUUGGUUAAUGGCCAUGUAUGAAAAUGAAGCUUUAAGCCCAACUCUACAUUUAACAAGUACAUCUCCUAAAGUCCUUGACAAUUCUAGCCUUGAUUCCGGUAUAAGUUCUCAACCUGAACCGUGGCCUCAUUUUGAAGAAAGUUUCACUAUUCAUUUAGGAUCACAAUUGAAACAAAUGCAUAAUGUUAGAAUAUUAUCUGCGAAUGCUUUGGAUUUUUGUAAAAUAAAGCUUCCACCAGAAGGAGUAUCUCAUGUUGAGCCUCGAAGAAGUGAAACUGCUUUGUCAUUAUACUCUAGCAGUUUAAGUGGUAUUGUAUUAUUAGUCGAUGUUGGAUCAUUUGAUGGCUUUGCAGGUUUAGCAAAAGACUUUGUUGAUGUGUGCCAACAAACUACAGAAUUUCAUUUCAAUAAUAUCGAAAGUCAAUUAGAAGCUAUUAAAAUUCAAGUGAAGGAUGCUGUUCAAUGGAGAUCUGAAAAAGCGAAAAAUAGUUCUGGCUAUCAGAAUUCUAAAAUGUCCAGUGGAGGAAAAAGUCUUCAAGCUGGUGAUUUAUAUAUUACCAAGCAUUCAAAUCUUUCUCAAGUUCAUGUUGUUUUUCACUUGCUUGUAGAUGAUUCAGUAAAAAAUAGUGAUGUAAAUUCCAGGCAUCCUGUAAUUUUAGGCUUGAGGAACAUAUUAAAAACUGCUGCAUCUUAUGACAUUACCACUAUUACUCUUCCAUUAUUAUUGACAAAUGAAAUGUCAGAGGGUAUGACAGUAGCAUGGUGCUCUAAAAGAGCCGAAUUAGUUUUCAAAUGUGUAAAAGGAUUUAUGAUUGAAGCUGCAGGUGUAGGAGGUGCAGAUAUAAUAAAUCUUCAAUUUCUCGUACCUUCCGGAAUUUCAGCAGAAGUUUUUUCCACACUUGCCACAAUGCUUCCUACUAUUUUUAGAGUAUGUAAUCCUUUAGUUGUAAGGAAUUCGGUUGAUUCUCAAAAAUCAGUAUAA